Messenger RNA from Sus scrofa (pig), 4534 nucleotides. The record is from RefSeq and is a predicted model, not a curated record. NCBI's taxonomy places the organism in Eukaryota, Metazoa, Chordata, Mammalia, Artiodactyla, Suidae.
GGCCAGAAGGAGGCAAAAUGUGAGUGCGGGAGGGGGCGGGUGGGCAAGGCUGCCUGGCAGAUGCCGCGGGAAGGGCUUGGUGGCUGAUGAGAGCACUGGGUUCAAGUUGGGUAUUGAGCUUGGCAUCAAGGCCCUCCUCAGGCUCUGCACACACUGACCGCGCUUCAGCUUCUAGCCAAAAACCCCCAUCUGUGCCCUCUUGGGCUUGGCUCCCACGUGCUUACCCUUCUCGGGGCUCUGCACACAGGGGCCUGUCUCCUGGAAGUGACCUCCCCGUAACACCUCAUUUUCUUAAAAUUUGGCUGAAUUCUUCUCAUCUCUGUUAUUGCAGCCUUCCCUGAGUCUCCAAGCUGGGAUGGGGCCUCCUCAUGGCCACCCUCCUCCUGGUCCCAUCACACCCCGAACUGUCAGCUGCCUGUGGCCCCCACUGGUUGGAGCAUUUCAAGGACAGGGGUGAGAUCUAAGCAUGUGUCUCGGUCGCUGGAACAGGGCUGGUCACACAGCAGAGGCUCGGAAAAGGUCUGCUGAGGGCAGCCGGGUCCACCCCAGGGGAUUCAGGAUGCCUGGUGGGCCGAGGGUACCUCGAGAGGACCUCUCAGCCCUGAGUAGGCAAGGGGUGAGCCUGAACUGACUCCUCAGGGUCAGCACCUAGAAGGUGCUAGGUCAGUGGCCUUUGGCACUGUAGGGCCGGAGGGGAGGAUGAGGAUAGAACCUGCCAGGCCGAGAUGCUGCCUUCCAUGCAUUCUGCCCGCCCCUCCUGACUUCUCUGGGCCUGGCGUAGUGCAGGAGCCUGGGGACCCCCAGUGCCCUGGGCUGGCCCCUUCUUCCAGGAGCUCCCCAGUGUCGCCAGAGUGCUGUGGGACGCCAGGGGAGGCACUCCAAGCCAGCUUCAGUGUUGAGGGAAGGCUCCCGGGAGGAGGAGCUUUUCUGAGAAGGGUAGGAGGAAUUAAGCCCCAAAGGCAAGAACCUGUGGAUCCUAAGCACCUAGAAGAGCCCCCGGCAUACAUCUGUUGAAGGAAGGAGUAAAUGAACAAAUGGCUGUUGACGCAGCCCUUGGAGCUGGUCCCACUAAAGCCACAGCCACCCCCGCUGGGCUCUGGUUCAUCUAAGCCGGCUUUACCUGGCGCCUCUCUAGGCCAGGUGUGGCACUGACCUGACAAGCACGCCGUGAGGGGAGCCAGCAGCACCGAGGGAGGUAGGUGAUGUGCUCUGGUUCCCACAGCCCGAGGGAUAAGGCGGGAUUUGAAUCCAGGUCCACCUGGCUCCUAAAUCUCUCUCCAUUCUCCUGUUUCCAUGCCUGUAUCUGUCACCUGAAUUAUUGGUUUCCUUGCCUCCCUUCUAGGCCACACGCCACACUCAUCGGGGGUUGAACUGUGUUGCCCCUGUGAAUCCGUAUACUGAAGUCCUAAGCCAAGCACUUCAGGGUGUGAUCUUCUUUGGAAAUAAGAGCACUGCAGAUGUAUGUAGUUAAGACGAGGGUCUCAGGGUGGCCCUGGUCCAGAAUGACUGGUCUCCUUACGAAGAGGAUGGAGGGGGAAGCUUGGAUGCAGAGAUGCACCUGUAAACCAAGGGGAGCGGCCAGGACCAGGUCUCCCCUCACAGCCCUGCCAGCCCUGCUUAUGGCCUCUUCACAGUCACAUUUCUGUUCUUAAGCCACCCAGUUUGUGGUACUUUGUUAUAGCCCUCCUGUCACAAAGACACAUUUACCUGUGAUCCUCUUCUGCUCUCAGAACAAAGCCCGAGCUCCUGACCACACACUUGAGGCCCAGGUGCCCCCCCAGCGCCAUCCCGGAGUGAGUCAGCCCACGUUUAGAGUUCUCAGGGCCCAGCAAGCAGUGCUCCCUCUAAACACAUGCUCUUCCUGCCAGGGAUACCCUUCCUUCCUCACUGCCCCAGGGAGCUCUCGUACCCCACUCUGGCUCAGCACCCCUCUGUCAGCACUCUGGUGACCCCUCAUUUUCCACGUAUUUGCUUAUGCAGCUGCCUGCUCCAUCCUCCAUCAGACCGGGAACAUGAACACGGGACGGCAGCAAGCAGGGAUGAAGUCACCAUGUGUGUACAUGUGCCGCUGCGGGCAUGAAGCCAGGUGGAACCCUCGAUCUACUCUCCUUGGCCAAGAAGAUGGUUUGGAGUUGUGAGUUGGUUCAGUGCCCCCAGUCCUACACCUGGCACUCUCUGGAUAGGACAGACUGGAGGCGGGGGCUUAGCAGGCAUGACUCCGAUGACCCACCCUGUGGUACAAACCAAUCGCAAGGAGUCCAGCUGAUGUUGCCUGCAGCUCCACCACCAGGACCAGGCUGAGUGAAGCCAUGAGGAACCUCAGCGAGGAGGUGAAGGAAAGCUGGGGUGGGGUGGUGGUGGGGGCGCUGCUGCUCUGUUCCAGCAGCCCUGGAAGAGUGGGAAACGCCCUAACAGGAGACACAGGCUGCAGUAUGACCCCGCUAAUGGCCGGGGCAGAGGGGGGCCAGAUGGAUCAAGUGGGCUGAGAGGCAGGGCUGCACGGGGCAUACAGCCACCAGGAGAGCUGGCUGGACUCAGGUUUCUUUGCCCAGCCCAGGGCACAGUUUUUGCUGUUCAGAGUUCAUCUGAUUAGCUCCAGAUUUCUGGUCUCUGAACAUAGACUUUUCCUGCAAGCUAGACAAAAGGAUUCACUGGCUCCCCACCCCAACCCCCACUCAGGGAAGUGGGGAUCUGCUUGGAAACAAAAACAGCCCCUCAGCGCCCUAAGCCCUGCUAGAGUGGGCAGAGGGAGCCCAGACGCUGUGAGAAAUCAGUUGUUUCCAGAUGUGAUGAGCGCAGCAGAAAUGGACAGACAGAUGGACAGGCGGACAGGUGGAUGGACAGAGCCGACAGACAAGGGGAGAGCGGGAGGCGGAGGGAAAGGCAGCCUGUGUUCUGGCUGGGCUGGCUGCCCUACGUGUCCUUGAGGAUAGUGCUGGGGUCUCUUGUUUAUGGGGUCUCUUGUUUAGCACCACGUCUCCAGCACUGACCCCAGGGCCUGCUUGUGGUGGGGGCUGUGAGUAUUCGUUGAGUUAAUGGACGGAAAAAUGAGGCCCACAGGGCAAUCAUCUUCCCUCUCCCCCAAGUCCUCUCCUCCUCUAGGCCUUGCCUGACCCCCAGGAGACAAGGAUGCUGCCCUGACAGCAUGUCCAUGGAGUGCCCUGGGACUCUGGGCAGGAAGGCCUGACUCCUUGCUGCAGGCCCAGCAAGCUCCAGCCAGCACGUGUGGACAUCUGCCUGUGAGGCUGGGGAAGGACCAGGUAAACAGCCCUUCACUGGGCUCAGUCCCACAGUCAGGGAGCACAGCAUCCCUCUCCUGGAAGCUGGUCAGUAAAGGUGUCUGACCCAGGAGGGCCCAGGGCACUAGGAUCCCUGAGACCUAGGUCUCCUCUUGGAAGUUAACAUUGAGCCCUGGAGGACAGUCAGGCCUGGGGCUCUGCAGCGACAUACAUCCCGGACAGGAAGCUCGACCACUGGGGGCCCUUCCCCGGGGAAAGCAGGGGAGGCUGUGCAGAGGGGAUGGGGUGGGGGGUCAGAGACAGUGGAAGAGAUGAGAGGCAUGGGAAGAUCAACAGUGAUGAGGGGAGGGCAGCAGGUGGGCCGAGAGAGACAGAACUUGGAGGCUGCACACAGCGCAGGGGGAAGACCUUCCCCGAGCGCCAGACUGGGCGUGGUGGUGCCAGGCAGAGCCCCCUCUCCGGAAGGAGACACUGGUGCCAAGAGGGGCCAGGUCAGCACCCUGCGAAGGAAAUGCCUGUUCCCAUCUGCAGGAGGAAGAGGGAGCAGAAGGACACGCACAGCGAGAUGGGAAGAGAGAAGGGGGGACUGCAGGGGAGCAUGGGGCUUCAGGCAGGGAGGUUGGGGGGGUGACCCUGGCCCCCCGCUCUGCACAACGCAGGCGUUCAGAUCGAAGUGGAGGGGUGGUGAGGAAGAGGGCGAGAGGAGCAGGCGGAGGAGGACCACACCGGAAUUACCUGAUCAAGUGAUAGCUGUGAGAUGCCAGAGUGCAGCAGAGGGGGGGGAGAGAGGAGGGACAUGCGUCGGAUCAGAGCGGGACGGGACAGAGAGAGAACGUCAGUCAAGGGCAAAACCCCGGCCGCCGCUUCAGGCUGGGCUGGGCAACCCGGCCUGGCCCUGCAACCUCCCCGGACCAGUCCACCCGCACUGCGGCCCCCAGCCCAGCACGGCCAACCAUGCUGCUGGAACCCACGCCCUGGGUGACAGGUGGGGAGCUGAGCCCAGAGAGGAGCCAAAGCUCGCCCAAGUCCACACAGCAGAUCCCAACCCAGCUUGGCUCUGGGCUUUGUGGGUGCUGAUUCCAGAAGCCGCUGGACUCUGGCUCGGGGACAGCGGGAGGCCCCCUUCUCCCGGAACAGGGCAGGCUGGUCAGGACGUCUGCCAGCCGAGGGCUCAGAAGGUUCACCUAGUGGGGACGGGGGCUGGCCUGUCGCAGGCUGGGAAGGCCCCGGAAGGCGGUCAGGGCCUACUCACUUCUGGAGCACGAAGAUGCCCACGAUGAGGGCGAAGGAGAUCA